UCCUCAGACAGAACUUACGCCUCUGGGCUUGGUUGGCUGAGCCAGGCCGGGCUGGCAGAGGGAGAGCUUGUGCCAUAGCCAAGGAGGGUGUCAGUUCAGCCAUGGCUUCAUAAAGAAGCCAGAGUCCCAAGGGGUGCCCAGUCCUUUCCUCUGAAUUCCUCCCCCUGAAUUCCUGUCACUUCUCCUCCUGCCUUGGAGGGCGGCUUCUCCCCCUGGCCCCUGUGUCCUCAGAGGAGGCUUCCUGCUUCCUCCUCCCUCCACAAGCAUGAGUGGGAGGGAAGAGGACUUACUGAGGCUCACCUGCCAGGGAGGGGCCUUUACAGCCUGUUCUGUGCAGUAUCAUCUGUGUCUCUCUGUCUAUUUCCCACCUGCCUGCUCCCUGGGUCCUUGAGGAAGGAAGAGUCGGUUUCUUACCUUUGACCUGUUGUCCCGCCGGGCCAUAAUGUGGCUUAUCUAAAACUCUGAGAGGUGGGGCACCUAGCUCUCCAGUUCUUUUUUAUUUCCUUUCAGUUCCCAUAUUAUAUAGUCCCAAGACACAGUGGCCAGGAACUGUGCAGAGACCUUACACACGGGAUUCUUACAGCCUCCAUUUUUGUUGGUCCAGGCACAAUGCCCACGGUAUUUGAGUCGAUCACAAGAGCUGUGGUUAAAGAGAUGGACACCAGUGGAGAGAUGAUUGCUGUCAGAAGCCUCGGGGAUGCUGACAAAUUCCGCUGCUUCUAUCUGGUGAAGAAGAGGAGACGUUUCUUUGGAUACCAGUAUGUCAAGACAAACCUCACCCUGAAGGACAUCCUGGAGAGUGAAGUACCGUUUGAUAUGGUGGUUCCUGAGUUCCAAGGGGACCUUCCCGAUUCUGGGAUCAAACCUGCUUCUGCUGCAUUGCCAGAGGAUUCUUUGCCACUGAGCCACCUGGGAAACCCUCAUAUCAAGGGUCAAGGUGAUAACUUCGAAAUUCUGGACGUCGUAGACUCAAAGGGAAGUUUGACAGUGAGAUUUCACCCCCAAAUGACAUUUAAAAUAGCAUUCCACAUUUUCCAGGAGAAGAAUAUCAAGUUAGAAAAGAGCGAGAUACCCCAGGAAUUCCUGGAUUCCCUUAAGAACAAGAAGCUGAAGAAGGAACUGCCUCCUUCAUUCCAAUCAAUCCAGGCGAAGAGAGAAGACCUGUAUCUAGUGACAGAAACUCUGAAGACAAAAGAGAAGGACACCCUGAAAUAUGAAACGCAAUUUGAUUUUCAGAGCCUGUUGAAAAUGUUUGGUUUCCAAUGUGAACACAAGCACCAAAAGGAAGUGACUAUCCCCCCUGAGAAGGUCCUGGCCUAUCGGGUAAAGCAGCUUGUCUUCCCCAGCGCGGAGAGGAUGGAUAUUUGUUUCUUGGGCAAAACCAGCUCCUUUCCAGAAGAGAAAGAUGGCGGUUCAUCUUGGUUGGGGAAGUCCUUGAGUUUGGAGAAUUUCCAAAGCAUAAAAGAGAGGGUUCAGGACAUGGUGCGAGUCCUCCAGGAUCUGACUCCAGAGGAGCAAAAAGGGGUGCUAAACUGCUUCACUAAGUGCCUCAGCAGUGAUGAAGAGCUACAGGAUCUAGAGCAAAGAGUGUCUGAGAUCCAGUGCUCCGGGGAGCUACAGAUGAACAGCCCAGUGAAUUCUCUCAUAAGCAGUCUUUUCAACGCUGCUGGGGUCUUGAUAGAGGCACGCGCAGAAACCAUCUGGGAUGUCCUGGAUGCCCUGAUGGAGCUGUCUGAGUACCGGCAGUUUGUUGCUGAGGCCCUAGAUAAGGGGACCCUGCUCCACAUGAAGGACACGGUGGAGCCCAUCCUGAAGAAGAACUGGGGUGAGGGGCCCCUAGAUGUGAGCUGUGAUCCUGAGGCAUGGACUCUCUGUGCCUUCUAUGUUGUUGUCUCCAUCCUGCUGCAGCUGGGUGAGAAGCCCACCUCUGUGUCUUCCUAAGCAUUCGCCCCACCAGCCUCUGAGUGCUCUCCUCCCCAGUCCAUCCUCAUCAUCCCUAAUCUCAAUCACCAGAAUGAUGUCUUUAAAACAAGCUGCUAUUCUUUGAUACAUCCCAUUCCCUACAAUAAUGUCCAAAAAUCAGCUAGAUUGUGGGCAUGAACUUCUGAUUAAAAGUGGGAGACUGGUCAUAUUAA
This is a messenger RNA of Capra hircus (goat), 2135 nucleotides long. It is a transcript of the gene GSDMB, whose product is annotated as gasdermin B. Gene Ontology annotation, biological process: defense response to bacterium; pyroptotic inflammatory response. The record is from RefSeq and is a predicted model, not a curated record. The transcript is spliced from 12 exons. Bases 610 to 1941 code for a protein of 443 amino acids. Gene Ontology annotation, molecular function: phosphatidylserine binding; phosphatidylinositol-4,5-bisphosphate binding; phosphatidylinositol-4-phosphate binding. Lineage: Eukaryota; Metazoa; Chordata; Mammalia; Artiodactyla; Bovidae.